AUGAAUUCUGAAAACUCAUGAGGAUUUAUAAUGAAUAAAUAUGAUUUUUUAGAUAUUUAUAAAUUUAGGAGGCUAAAUGAUUUUUAUAGCAAAAUUACAGGCUUCAAAGCAGAUAUUUAUCGGAAUGGAUAUAUUAAUUAGUAAUUAAAAAUUAAAAAAAUAAGUUUUGGCGGGAAAGAAUAUUUACAGCUGCUCUUCAAAAGCACAAAAAAUUGAGCAUUUCUCAGUUUGAUCUUGCUUCUGAUAGCAGCUCACAAACAGAAACAGAGUUUCCUUCAUAUGAAGGAUAAUUAGCAUGGCGGUGACGACAAAAUAUGUUCUUAACCACGAUGCCACACUUUGGGCACCAAAAUGGCUUUAUAGCCUAAACCAAGGCUCAGGCCCUUUGAUUCUAACCUCAGCACAUUGUAUGGCUGGCGUAUGGGGUGGAUGGCUUUGGGAGUCAACUGGUGGUCAUUCCAGUCCAAAUAUUAGUUAUCUGGAUGGUUUUUGGGUCAGUAUUCUUUCAUUGCCAUUCCGGAUGGCUGUGGCUCUUUUUUCCUGGGUUUUACCCUUCCUCAAGCUCUCAGAGAGGAGGCAUUGGGCUAAUCUUUACUUCUAUAGCACCCGAAAGAUGCUCAGCACAGAGGGGUCUUCCUAACACGUUAAAACUCUGUGACGUAUUACAAGCCCUUAGUCCUGGAGAAGACUGCUAUGGGGCUUUGGCAACCGAUGCUACGCCUGGCAACCAAGGGUCCGGUGGCCACAAGUGUGCGGAGGCGUCAAAUCUGGAGACCUUAAGACUCUUAAUUUAAUUUAAUUUUAUUCAUACGAAGAUGUUGAAGAAUUCACUGAUGAUUCAAACAAAACUACAUUAAAGUUACAAAGCAUUAUAGGGACUAUUAAAAGCACUUUUGUUAAAAUCGGAGUGUUUUAUAAGACACCUGAAAGUUACGAAAUGAAUGAAAUGAUCAAUAAUCUUAAUGACUUGCUCCGCUCUAUAUAGAGCAAAUAAAAUAAAUCUAUUUAUAAUAAUUAUGAUAUAUAAUUAAGAAUUCAACAAAAACUAAAAAACUAUAAUUUUUGCUGCUGCUUUGUUUAUCCAAAAGCCAAAAAAAUGGAUAUCAAUUAAUGUUAAUGAUAAAACAAAUUAGAGCCUAUCAUAUAGAGAAGAGUUAGUAGAAAUACUAUGCAGUGAACUAUCAAUUAGAAAUACCCUAAAACCAAAUAUAAUCCAAGAAUCAGAAAUUUUUUAUAAAGAUGAAAACUUCACAGACAGAUUUUCUGAGGCUGGAAUCACAGUUUUUAAGAAAAAAGGCUCAGACCUCAUAAGCAAAAUUUUUAAAAUGCCAGAGCCAGGGCUAUUUCUAACACAAAAUGACUGCAAAGAUUUAUCCUCAGUAAUGAUCGGAGCAAUUCGUGACUCCGGCUCUAAUGCCCUUCAAGCAGAAAUACAAAGGCUUCAAGAAAAAUUAAUUUUUUAUGGAAAUGAGCUAAAAGAAUGCAAAAAGCUCAUCAGGAUCAAAGAAGACGAAAUUGACAGCUUAAAAAGCCAGCUUUACAAUGAAAAAGAAAACGAAACGAGUAGGUACAAAACCAAGCGAAAAGCAAAAGAAAUACAAAAAGACUCCAUGAAUUUCUGAUUUGGGAGAAUUUCAAUGAAGUCUCGAGGCUCACUGAGUACUCAAAGCAAUUAUUCUAUAACUAAUAUGUAA
Blepharisma stoltei is the source of this 1694-nucleotide messenger RNA. The record is from the annotation of a GenBank genome assembly. NCBI's taxonomy places the organism in Eukaryota, Ciliophora, Heterotrichea, Heterotrichida, Blepharismidae.